GGUUGACUCGCGCGCGUCGUUCGUAGGAGUCGAGCAAAAAGGAAAUAAUUUCAACUUUUAAUAAAAAAAUAUAGCCGUCAAAAUGACUAGCAUUAGACAUCAGAAUUUCCGCAGCUUUUUGACCGAACGUUUUACGUCCGUGGCAGUGGAAAUUUUCGGAGAGGUUGAAGCUAUUAUCGAGGCGUACUACGAGGAAAACAAACGUCUGCGUAAUGUCCUGCACAUGGUGGUCAACCCCGAGAUAAAGUUACCGAGGAUAGAUGAUGAUAUUCAGCACACUGGAGCAACCCCAGGGAUGAGACGCCACUUCCCAGAUUACACCAGGGAGGAAAGCAUGGUACUAUCAGAGCCAGUGCCAGCAUGCCCUAAAGAAGAGGAAAUCGAAUAUGACAUAGGUUGGGGAUCAGCCCAACAACAACAACCACCACCUCUGGGGGAAGCUUCUAACAUUAUAACGACAUCUUGUGUAAAAGAUGAGCCAGACUCAGAGUUGGCUCCCAUCACUGAAUCCUGUCUUAUUGAAGUGGUAGAGGUUCAUCAGGACACUUCAGGCACCGUCUCAGCUGAUGAAGUGAUUAAUGAUGAAGAUGAUGUUUCCUCCCUGGACUCAGGUGCUCUAGCAGAUUUCCCACACCUAUCCAUAAGUGAAGACAAUUCGAAUGAAAGCGUGGAUUCUCAAAAUCGCAAUGAAAAGCCACAGAAAACGAAGCAGUGCUCCCAGCAGAAAACCAUACUAGAAUUACCAAGGAUGAUGCCCUUCAAAUCUGUCAUUCCUGACCUAUCUGAUUGUCCGUCCAUUUUGGAGAGGCUGACUGAAGCGUUCAAAGACUUUCCGGAAGACCAAAAACCUCUGAUAACUAAAAUGGGCAUCUGUAAAGAAGUGGACUUUGUGGAAUGUGCAUUCGGUAAAGUCCCCAAAGGUUCUCCCUUGUCCUACCAGCACCCUGUUCCAUCAAUUAAGGAUUAUCAGAUUCAUAAUGAUGCUCCCCCUCGCCCAGAGAUUCCCCUACCUCAACACAUAUUGGAGCCGUUAUCUGAAUUUCCGACCCUUAGCGCCCAAGAGCUAGAGCGUUUAAAGGCCAUGCAAAUCAACUGGGACACAGCACAAAGUCUGGAGAGUUCCACACGUCCUCCAAACGGACAGAAAGAGGUAGCCGAGGAAAUGCGGAAGCAGCGCCUGACCAGCCGUUUCAGAGAAAUCUGCAAAUUUAACCCUGGACAGAGUAAUGCAAAGAAUCUGAUCUACAAGAUUCAAAGCGGAGUCAGAAAGUGCAAGACAGCCCAGAUAGACGAGGAAAUGAAGGCUGAAGCACUACGGGAAUACUGUCGCAAUGUGUGUGUCAACUGGUCACCCUGUGGCCUGGUCAUUCACCCAAAUGCCCCGUGGCUGGGAGCGCUGCCUGAUGGAUUGGUGUACGACCCAAAGGAGACGCCCAGUUUUGGGCUGGUUCAUGUUAAAUGUAUCCAGUCCCGUAGCUUUGUUGACGGAAAGUUCCUAAGCUGCCAGGGUGGAAUGCUGCAGCUGAAGAAGGACCAUACUCUGUAUUGGCACGUCCAAGGAGAGAUGAUGAUAGCGGGCAUGUCAUGGUGUGAUCUGCUUGUAAUCUCCAACGAAGACAUACUGGUUCAACGCAUCUACAGAGACAAGGUCAUCAUCGACAUCAUGAAGAAGAAAUUGGAAGACUUCUUCUUCUACUACUACCUGCCAAGUCUAUUAUAAACUUAUGUGACAUUGCUGCUAUACACUCCAUGUGGUUCCCUUCAGGCUGUUGGUGUUAGGUUUACAGGUUGUAAAUUACUCUAAGACAAUCCUUUAGACUGCUGCUCAUAUGCUGCGAUCAAACAUUACUUUUUAAUUUUGUUUGUGGUUGUUAUGUCCUUACAUAUCUGCUUAAAAUC
Messenger RNA from Cheilinus undulatus (humphead wrasse), 1899 nucleotides. RefSeq lists its product as uncharacterized. Lineage: Eukaryota; Metazoa; Chordata; Actinopteri; Labriformes; Labridae. The transcript has 4 exons. Bases 83 to 1720 code for a protein of 545 amino acids. The record is from RefSeq and is a predicted model, not a curated record.